This is a messenger RNA of Botrytis porri, 924 nucleotides long. RefSeq lists its product as uncharacterized. The record is from RefSeq and is a predicted model, not a curated record. The transcript is spliced from 2 exons. The coding region runs from base 169 to 753 and encodes 194 amino acids. Lineage: Eukaryota; Fungi; Ascomycota; Leotiomycetes; Helotiales; Sclerotiniaceae.
CUUUUGUAAAACAAUCUAUAGGAACAAAUUGAGAAUAUAUUAUCAUUUCCUAGCCAUUGUCAUCAAUUCAACUGAAAACUUGUCACACACUAUACCUUCCCUUCACAAUUUCAGAUUCCCGGACAAAGAACCCAGAUAGGAAGCCUUCUCGCGAAUACCUUAUCUGAAAUGCCAGCCCUACGCCAUUCAAUUUCUCAGCUAUUCGCGCCGCAUCCAGCGUUUGCUCUUCGAAGCUCCCAAUCGCACGAACAACCGAUUUAUACAGCUCCCUCGGCAUCUUCUCCAAAUAACGACGAGAUGAUUCCUUCAUUACAGCCAAAGCGACCAACCGUCCCAAUUCCCACCACGCCCUCAACUCCACCUCCCAAUCCACCCACAACAUUAACGUCUCCACCUACCUAUCAAUCAGAAUCUCCCUUCCCAACCGCAUCUCCAUCCUUCCACGCUCCCGCAUUCCCCACUCCAGCUCCAAUUCCUCCCCGCACCCAAAUUGAAGCUCUACCACCCCACACAACACCUUUACAAACAACAGAUUCAAUGUCACCCUUCCUACACGUAACUUACAGAAAUGGCAAAUUCAUUCUUGAUUCUGCAAAACGUCAUCCAGUAUUCUUCACAGAUAGGUUGAGGAAAGCACCUACAGGCGUGGAAGCAAAUGACUAUGCAUAUGAGGAUUGGAAUGCGGGGAGUCCAGUUGCGAGUGGGUAUGUGUACGAAAGUGGUGAAGUUCAAGAAAGAGAAGCAAAGUUGUGAGGGGGCAUUGAACAUAAUCGAGAGUUUAUAACAGGUUCAGAUAUUGGAGUUCGGAUUGGAAUAGGGAUUCGGAUUCAUGGAUUGUAUAUAUGGGACCCCUCGUUUUCCCAGAUGGUCGAGCAUACUCAUCAUUGUGUUUCCAGGUUGUUUCUAGUUUUCUUAGGCAAGCGU